AUGCACAAACUCGUUCUCGCCCUCGUGGCCUCCUUGGCUUUGCUCAACUUUUUCAAAUGCGUACAAGCCGAUGAUGGAGAUGAUCCCCUCGGACCAUCGGACACCUUCAGCUAUGUUCUCAGGGUCGACAUCGCUCGCAGCAUGCAAAUCCAGUAUGGGCCGGACGACCGUUACUCUGAUGUCAUUCUUAUGGACGGCACGCUUGAAUUGCCUUUCACCACGCCCUUCAAAAAACUCAAGGGACCUGGUGAUCAAGGGAGGCACAACCAAUAUUAUUUUCGCUAUCAAGUCCAAGAUGAUGUAUGGAUCAAGACCUCUAGCGAUUGGUAUUUCAAUUACAACAUCUCUCUUGCAUGGUACGGUCGCAUUCCCCGCCGCUAUGAUUAUACCGAUGAGCGAUGGGCUGUCAAUCUCUGGCGAGAUUGCUGUCGGACUGUCUUCACGACCUCGCUCUUAGUCAACCCUGACGCAAGACCGCUUAAGAUCAAGAAGGAAAAUGGCUGGAAGACGACUGUCAAGAUCAGCUGCGAGCAUGCGGACGCCGAUGUGCCGGAACCUUACGAUCAGCGAUGCAUCAACUUUUGGGCAAAUCAUAAACCUCCGAUUUACCUCAACGACCUCCGUGCAGGAUCUGUGAUCUCUGCUGCAGAUGACCCGCCCAUCGUCCCAUCGAACCUCUUCUCAAUCUUCUUCGCCGUGCUGCCUUUCGGCAUCGCUGUACCGAUGCAGGCUGGUCUGCAGAAGCGCGACGUCCGCGAGACGGCCUUUGUCGUGAAAAUGUGGUCACCCACAGACAACCGCUGGACAUCGCUCCUUCUCGUCUCUUCAGAGAUUCGCCAGCCGUUCACGAUCAGCGGGGGAGACAAGUGGUAUCACUGGGUCAUACCAAACUUGCCCGAAUACGUUUUCGACUUUGCCCCAAUCGACGGAGUGAGCGCCCGGGUCAAAAACAACAUGAAAGCGGCGCAAUGGACCGGCUUUUACGAUAUGACGCUGCAAUGGCAAGACACCAUCAAGACAGAUGAUUACCGUGGCGUCAAUCGCGAGCUCAUCGAAACAUAUGCAGACUGCUGCAAAAUCCACUACGCUAUGACAGUCGUCGUCAACCCCUGGGAGGUCAAGCUCAGGGCAGUCCGCAUCAAUGACGAACCGACGUUCAUGAAGCUCGUCUGCAGCCCCAGCGAAGUCGAGUUUCAUCCUGUCCCUGACCGCUGUACCAAGCUGUACCAGAAAUGGGUUUACGAUUUCUAUCAGGACUAUCAGUGGAAAGUAUUCUUUCCGCUGGACUAG
Messenger RNA from Mixia osmundae IAM 14324, 1290 nucleotides. RefSeq lists its product as uncharacterized. The coding region runs from base 1 to 1290 and encodes 429 amino acids. NCBI's taxonomy places the organism in Eukaryota, Fungi, Basidiomycota, Mixiomycetes, Mixiales, Mixiaceae. The transcript is spliced from 9 exons. The record is from RefSeq and is a predicted model, not a curated record.